AUGCCUUUCAAUCAAAUGGGUGAGCUCUUCGAGCUUGAAGACUAUCAGGACCCAAGAGAGAACCAGGGCCUGCUGGUGGGGCACUUCUUCGAAUCUGAUGACGAAGAAACCCCGUCCCUCUCCUCUUCCAUAUCUUCCACCCCCCCUGUCCUGUUCCCUGACAGCCAGGAGGAGGUAUCUGAUGCUCUAAUACCAAGUUAUCCUCAGAACCCUCACUGUGCUGGUCCCUCCCCGGCUGCCAUGGAAGAUAUUCCAUGGAGCGAAAGUGAAGAUGAGGGCUCCAGCAGCCAAGAUGAGGAGGAGCCAAGCACCUUGGAGGUCCCUGAAGAUGCCGAAUCUUUGCUCAAACAUGCUCUGCGUUUGAAGGUGGCCAAGCUGGUAGUUUUCCUGCUCCUGAAGUAUCGUGCAAAGGAGCCGACUACAAAGGAAGAAAUGCUGAGCAGCGUCAUUGAAGAGUGUCAGGACCACUUCCCUGAGAUCUUCAGCCGAGCCUUGCAAUGCAUGCAGCUCGUCUUUGGCAUUGAUGUGAAGGAAGUGGACCCCAGCAACCACACCUAUGUCCUGGUCACCAGUCUGGGCCUUACCUAUGAUGGGAUGAUGAGCAAUGGGCCCAGCAUGCCUAAAACCGGCCUCCUGGUCAUGCUCCUGUGUGUGAUCCUUGUGGAGGGUGGCUGUGCCUCUGAAGAAAAAGUCUGGGCAGUCCUGAAUGACAUGGAAGUGUAUGAUGGGAGGGAGCAUUUCAUCUAUGGGGAUCCUAGGGAGCUCAUCACAAAUAUUUGGGUGCAGGAACAGUAUGUGAAGUACCAGCAGGUUCCCAACAGUGAUCCUGCUCGCUAUGAGUUCCUGUGGGGUCCCAGGGCCCAUGCGGAAACCACCAAGUUCAAAGUCCUCGAGUUUUUGCUUAGGAUCCAUUCAGGGGAUGCCAGUUCCUUUGCAUCCUUGUCCAAAGGGCCUGAGAGAGAUGCAGAAGAGAAGUCCUGA
This is a messenger RNA of Pteropus alecto (black flying fox), 981 nucleotides long. RefSeq names its product melanoma-associated antigen 10. Gene Ontology annotation, cellular component: nucleus. The coding region runs from base 1 to 981 and encodes 326 amino acids. The record is from RefSeq and is a predicted model, not a curated record. Gene Ontology annotation, biological process: negative regulation of transcription by RNA polymerase II. Lineage: Eukaryota; Metazoa; Chordata; Mammalia; Chiroptera; Pteropodidae. The transcript has a single exon.